ACCGUAGAAUGACAAAAUGUUGGGUGUUAGGUUAUAGAUGUUACACUAUUUCGUCAACGCUUUAGCAGUGACAUUCUUUCUUCAGGAGUGCUUCAGACUUUUGCAUAUUUGACUGGACUAACGAACAUUUAAAAUGGGAUAUACAGAGCCAAUGGAUGUGUUAGUGAGAAUGGAUAAAUUGGAUCCUUUAGAAAAGAAGGGAAAGAAAAAAGCGAUCAAAAGCAUUGAGAGCGUAAUCAUGCACAUCAACGUAAUAAGGACGCAGGCAGACACUAGUCUAAAAAAGCUGGAGGAGGAAUACGACGGGCUACGGGAUGAGAAGGGUAAACCUCUUGCCAAAGGAGUUGUUUCUUUAGGGAAGAAGAACGGCACCGAACCUCUACGACAGGUUUGCGCCCAAAUCGAGAAGUAUAUGAAGGAGUUGGAGGCAUUUAAAAAGAAGUUAUAGAGCGAGUUCACAAUUUUGACAUGUCCAAUCAUAAUAAAAUUGUCAUAUUAUAACUUUAGUUUCUAAUUUCCUGUCCAGUUAAUUGAUUACCUGCUUGCCUUUCAACUUUCUACCUUCUCCUUCUCUAAAUUUGUACGCUGCCAGAAGAGUUGAGAAGAAAUAAAAUGUUCAUAAAUGUUUAAAAAAAUAA
This is a messenger RNA of Folsomia candida, 638 nucleotides long. RefSeq lists its product as uncharacterized. The transcript has 5 exons. Bases 134 to 448 code for a protein of 104 amino acids. Lineage: Eukaryota; Metazoa; Arthropoda; Collembola; Entomobryomorpha; Isotomidae. The record is from RefSeq and is a predicted model, not a curated record.